This is a messenger RNA of Ilyonectria robusta, 1491 nucleotides long. Its product is annotated as MFS transporter. The record is from RefSeq and is a predicted model, not a curated record. Gene Ontology annotation, biological process: transmembrane transport. Gene Ontology annotation, cellular component: membrane. The coding region runs from base 1 to 1491 and encodes 496 amino acids. Gene Ontology annotation, molecular function: transmembrane transporter activity. The transcript is spliced from 4 exons. NCBI's taxonomy places the organism in Eukaryota, Fungi, Ascomycota, Sordariomycetes, Hypocreales, Nectriaceae.
AUGGCGGCCGCCACCGUCGACUAUGCCGCCAUUGUCGCCGCCUGGUCGCCGGAGGAGCGCGUCGCUCGAGAGAAGAAGUUUCUGAGGAAGAUUGAUUUUCGUCUCUUGCCAAUCUUGAUUGUCAUGUACAUCAUGAACUACAUCGAUCGCAAUGCCGUCCCGCACGCUCGAGUCCAAGGCCUGGAAGAGGAUCUGGGCCUCAAGGGAGUCCAGUACAACAUCGUCCUGAGUGUCACGUUUAUUGGAUACAUUUUGAUGCAAGUUCCUAGCAACAUGAUUCUUAGCAUGGUCCGACCUAGUUGGUACCUCGCGCUGUGUAUGGUUGCUUGGGGUAUCGUCAGCGGUGCCACGGCGGCGGUGAAAGGCUUCACCGGUCUUGUGAUUUGCCGUUUCUUCCUUGGAGUGACAGAGGCCCCCUUCUUCGUCGGCGUCGCAUUCCUCUUCAGCGGAUGGUAUACGAGAAAAGAACUGGGUCUACGCUUGGGAAUCUUCUUCUGCGCCGCCAUGCUCUCAGGAGCCUUUGGUGGUCUUUUCGCGGCCGGAAUCGCAGCUGGAUUCGCGAACAAUAAGAUUGAGAGCUGGCGCUGGUUGUUCCUCAUCGAGGGUAUUGCGACGGUUGUCUUUGCAGUCGUCACUGGUAUGGUUAUACCUGACUGGCCUGCUACAACCAAGUGGCUGUCCGAAGAGGAGAAGGCGCUGGGUAUCGUGCGUAUCAUCGAAGACGCUGGUGAAGAGGAGGAAGAAAUCUCCACGUUUACUGCCUUCAAGAUGGCUGCCAAGGACCACCGUGUCUGGCUCUGCAUUGUUGGCCAGAUGUGCGUCCAGGCUGUUGCGUCUUUGACUAAUUUCCUGCCCACUCUUGUCAAGAGCUUUGGCUAUUCUACCAUCAAGACCCUCCUUCUGACAGCUCCGCCAUUCCUGUUCACGGCACUCUUCUGCCUCUUCAACACAUGGUACUCGGAUCGUACCAGCAAGCGAUCUCCCCACAUGAUCUUCCCGAGCUUCGUUGCUCUGGCCGGAAUCAUCAUCACAAUGGCGACAACCAACACUGCUGCUCGAUACUUUGCACUGUUCCUUAUGCUUCCUGGAACCUACGGGUGCUUCCAGAUCUCCAACGCCUGGAUGGCCAACAUUGGUGCCCGCCCCCGCAAGAAGCGCGCCAUCAGUCUGGCUAUGAAUAACUCGGUUGGAAACCUGGCGCUUGUGUGGACUCCCUAUCUGUACCCUGCUAGCGAGGGACCGCGGUACAUGACGGCAUGGUCCGUCAACCUGGCUUUGACCGUCAUCACCAUCGCCAGUUCCAUUGCUCUUACAUGGUGUCUCAGGAGGGAUAACAAGAAGAUGGAUGAAAUGGAAUCUACGCUGUCUGUGGAGGAAGGAAUUUCUGGCAAGAAUCUGUCCGAGCACCUCGAGAAGCAUGGCGAGCACACGACGGUCGGUCGACCCCUGGGAGGAAUCAAUGCUGGUUCUAAGGCCAGAUAUGAUAUCUAA